AUGUCUUGUGGAGCUUCAUACCAGACGGAAAAGUCAGAAACAGAGACCACAGCAAGGAAUCAAAGACGAAGCCGCACCAAAUUCACAGAAGACCAGUUGAAUAUCCUCAUCAAAGCAUUCAAUCAAACACCUUACCCAGGUUAUGCUACCAAACAAAAGCUUGCUUUAGAAAUCAACACUGAAGAGUCUAGAAUCCAAAUUUGGUUUCAGAAUCGAAGAGCUAGGCACCAAGUUCAGGAAAGAUUAGAACAUGAGAAGGACUUAGAAGCAAGCCAAGACCAAGAUCACCCUGAAGAGAAGAUUCAUGGUAGAGAAGAUAGACGGUGUCGUACCAGCUAUACUUCCUCCCAAUUACACACCCUCAUCACAGCCUUUACAAACAACCCUUAUCCUGGGAUUGAUUCCAGAGAGCAACUUGCUAAGCAAAUUGGGGUUCCAGAGUCAAGAGUCCAAAUUUGGUUUCAAAAUCGAAGAUCUAGAUUCCAUGUACAGAAAAAAAGAGAACGUGAUGAGCUCUUACAACACAAACAAGACCAGGAACGAAAUCUCUGAGACAUGGGAGUUCAAGGUACAGAAAUUACACCAAAUGGCACCAAUGUCAUUAACAACUGUCUUAUUUCUCUGAAGUCAGAACAGAAUGGACCAAGAGAUAAAUUUGAUGUCAUCAGCCUGGGCUCCAAAUCUCUCUCAUCCUGGGAACAUACCCUUCUAAAUGUACUGUCAGCUUCUUGAGAAGCUGAGCCUUCUGGAGAUGGUUAAGCAGAACUUCAGGAGGCAGACAGAUACAAGGCACCACACAGCCCUAUCCAACGAAGCCUGGCUCCACACUUCAGCAGAUGUCAAAGAAAAUGAAAAUAAACUCAUUCAUAUCAUUUUUAAGUCAUCACAGUAUUGAGUGAUUCAGGGAAAAAGCAAUGGAUGUGUGGUAUUGUGAUUUAUAAGAAAUAUACAUUUGCUCCUCAUCUACAGAGCUAAAGCUCUUGGAAUUUCCUAUGAUGAGAGCAAUAAAAUGACGCUUGUUAUGUUAAUGAGUGACAUGGAAAAAGCCCAGAAGGAUGCCCAGAGGACAAAGCAUGUGAUUAGAGGGUUGGAAUUUUCUGUCUUAUCCCUGGACCUCUGGGAGGGAAAAGGGCCUAGAGGUUAAAUGAAUCUCUAAUUACAACGAUGUGAUCAGUCAUGCCUAUGCAGUGAAGCCACCAUAAAACCCGAAAGGGUGGGGUUCAGAGAGCUUUGGAGUUGGUGAACACAGAGAUUCAAGGAGAGAAGAGUGGCAUGCCUGGAGAGGACACGGAAGCUCUGAGCUCCUCCUCAUAUACCUGGCCCUGUGCAUCUUUUCAUCGGGCUGUUGAUUCAAAUCCUUUAAUUUCCUUUGUAAUCCGUAAUAUAAUGAGUAAAUGAGUGUCCUGAGUUCUGUGAACUGUUCUUACAAAUUAGUAGAACCCAAUGAGGAAGGAAUGGGAACCUCUGAUAUAUAGUUUGUGCCUAAGAUUGUGUCAAUUUUCCUAAGAGGAAAAAGGAUUAUUUAUAUAUUUUCUAAAAUAUAACAUACAAUUACCCAUUUUAGUCAUUUUUAAGUGUACAAUUAGUCGCAUUAAGUACAUUUACA
This is a messenger RNA of Rhinolophus ferrumequinum (greater horseshoe bat), 1606 nucleotides long. It is a transcript of the gene DUXA, whose product is annotated as double homeobox A. NCBI's taxonomy places the organism in Eukaryota, Metazoa, Chordata, Mammalia, Chiroptera, Rhinolophidae. The record is from RefSeq and is a predicted model, not a curated record. Gene Ontology annotation, molecular function: DNA binding. The transcript is spliced from 6 exons. The coding region runs from base 1 to 552 and encodes 183 amino acids.